Messenger RNA from Jaculus jaculus (lesser Egyptian jerboa), 1179 nucleotides. It is a transcript of the gene Arl4a, whose product is annotated as ADP ribosylation factor like GTPase 4A. The record is from RefSeq and is a predicted model, not a curated record. Gene Ontology annotation, molecular function: GTP binding; GTPase activity. Bases 254 to 856 code for a protein of 200 amino acids. Lineage: Eukaryota; Metazoa; Chordata; Mammalia; Rodentia; Dipodidae. Gene Ontology annotation, cellular component: cytoplasm. Gene Ontology annotation, biological process: intracellular protein transport; vesicle-mediated transport. The transcript has 2 exons.
GGCGCGCGGCGCCCGUCCCGCUACCUCCAUCCGGGCCUUGAGCUGAGUGCUGGGGGUGGAGCGGGGCGGGAGGGUGGAGGGGACAGCACUGGGCGCGCCUCCCCAGUAGCUGUUGACGAGUGUGGAGUCAGGACGAGGACGACGAGGAGGGGGAAGGACGGCGUGUCAGUGCUGUGGCUGGAUGGCCCAAGAGACAUUCUAAAUUCGGUUGAGAAGAACGCCUCUCAGUUUGCGACACAAUUUGCAGCUGGAAAUGGGGAAUGGACUCUCAGACCAGACUUCCAUCCUGUCCAGCCUGCCUUCAUUUCAGUCCUUUCAUAUUGUUAUCCUGGGUUUGGACUGUGCUGGCAAGACGACGGUCUUAUACAGGCUGCAAUUCAAUGAAUUUGUAAAUACCGUGCCUACCAAAGGAUUUAAUACUGAGAAAAUUAAGGUAACCUUGGGCAAUUCCAAGACAGUUACUUUUCACUUCUGGGAUGUAGGUGGUCAAGAGAAACUAAGGCCACUGUGGAAGUCUUAUACCAGAUGCACAGAUGGCAUUGUGUUUGUGGUGGACUCUGUGGAUGUGGAAAGGAUGGAAGAAGCAAAAACUGAACUUCAUAAAAUAACUAGGAUAUCAGAAAAUCAAGGGGUCCCUGUGCUUAUAGUUGCUAACAAACAAGACCUGCGGAACUCACUAUCUCUGUCAGAAAUUGAGAAAUUGUUAGCAAUGGGUGAACUGAGCUCAUCAACUCCUUGGCAUUUGCAGCCUACCUGUGCAAUCAUAGGAGAUGGACUAAAGGAAGGACUCGAAAAACUACAUGAUAUGAUAAUUAAAAGAAGAAAAAUGUUGCGGCAACAGAAAAAGAAGAGAUGAAUAGCAGUAGCUUUUGUAUUGGUGUGGAAUAGGUUUUCUCUUGUCUGAUUUUGACAAAUGGAAGAGUGUCUACAGCCUGGUUUGCCUGUCUGCCUUCCUGGAUGCUAUUAAAGCUUUGUUUUGUUGAACAGUCAGAUGCCCAACUCUUUUUGCCUUGUGGAAGAUGAGUAAAUGCGAUGCUUCUUAAAGUGGUCUCUUCUCCCUAACCCACAUUAUCUUUUGGUACUACCAAUUUGGGAAGCCAAGCAAGGAUAGUAAAUUGAGCAGAAAACAGUUUUGUGAAAAUUUGACCUGAAGUUAGCGAAAUAAAACUUUGAAGAGUG